UUUGUGUGGAAAAAAGCCCUCUGCGAAACGGAACACAAGCUGAAGAACCAGACCAAAAAAAUGUAUCGAAUGGCGGCGAAUCGCUUCCUCCACCACGCCUCUCUUGUUAAAAACAGCGGCGGAAGCAGCCUCCUCCGCUUCCCUAUUCUCAGAACUGUUAUUACCUCUUCAUGGUUUUCCACCUAUGCCGACCCUCAAACGUUUCCUAAUCAAACCCUUCAUCCUUCUGAUUCUUCCACGUCAUCAUCAUCACCAACGACGGCUGGGGAUGAUCCGCGUCAGAGGAGGAAGAAUCCCAGAGCCGAGUACGAGGAGGAGCAAGAUCAUGUGCUGCAAGCCUCACUACGACACGUCAUAAGGUUCGGAUGGAGUGAAGAAACGAUGAUAGCUGGUGCAAAGGAAGUUGGUGUUUCGCCUUCAAUUGUUGGAUCUUUCCCUCGUAAAGAAGCAGCACUUGUCGAGUUCUUCAUGGAUGACUGCUUACAGAGGCUUAUUGAUAGAAUUGACUCUGGAGAGGAAUUACGACAGUUGAUUCCUAGCCAACGCAUUUCAAAGCUUGUCAGGAUUCGCCUGGAAAUGCAAGCACCCUACAUAUCGAAAUGGCCUCAAGCUCUCAGCUUCCAAGCUCAUCCAUUGAAUGUUCCAACAAGUUUUAAGCAGAGAGCAAUGUUGGUUGAUGAAAUCUGGCAUGCCGCUGGAGACGAGGCCUCUGAUAUUGAUUGGUAUGUGAAGCGCACUUUCCUUGGGGGGAUAUACUCAGCAACAGAGAUUUACAUGCUGACGGAUCGCUCCCCAGAGUUUCGCGAUACGUGGCUGUUCUUGGAUGAUCGGGUGAAAGAUGCAUUUGAUUUGAAGAAGACAUUACAGGAGGCAACGUAUUUGGCAGAAGCUGUUGGUGCUGGAAUGGGGAGUUCUUUGCAAGGAUUUGUUGGCAAGGUGUUUCAGAGAUGAAAGCUGAUAUGAGGAUGGUUCCUUGAUGUCUCAGUGACUAGUGUCAGACUCAACAUUUCACUUUCAUCAGCCCUACACUAUUCGUAAAAGUUGAAGUAUGUUGAAUUUAAUCGUGAUUUAAGUGAAGAUAAUAAUGACGGGUUGGAGCUUAAGAUUUGAUCGAGAUUUUAAUGAAGGUGGGUUAAAGAUGAUAAAAAUAAGGGAAAACAAUUUCAGAUACUACCAAACUUUAAGUAUCGGCACCUUUAUACAAUCAAACUUUUAAUUUUGU
Hibiscus syriacus is the source of this 1222-nucleotide messenger RNA. RefSeq names its product ubiquinone biosynthesis protein COQ9-B, mitochondrial-like. The record is from RefSeq and is a predicted model, not a curated record. Bases 61 to 951 code for a protein of 296 amino acids. Gene Ontology annotation, biological process: ubiquinone biosynthetic process. Gene Ontology annotation, molecular function: lipid binding. The transcript is spliced from 6 exons. Lineage: Eukaryota; Viridiplantae; Streptophyta; Magnoliopsida; Malvales; Malvaceae. Gene Ontology annotation, cellular component: mitochondrial inner membrane.